Molecule: messenger RNA, 2291 nt
Organism: Lepisosteus oculatus (spotted gar)
Lineage: Eukaryota; Metazoa; Chordata; Actinopteri; Semionotiformes; Lepisosteidae
Gene: ccdc181
Product: coiled-coil domain containing 181
Molecular function (GO): microtubule binding
Source: RefSeq, a predicted model, not a curated record
ACCUGGUGUCACAGCGAGCGAGCAAGCAGAGAUUAGACAGGACAGUAUAUCGGAUCACACACAGGCCACCUGAUGGAAGAGACAGGAAACAAACCGUACGUAAUUCUAGAUGCAUUUAUACCCUGAACUUCACUGGAAGAAAAAAAAAACCCGACUUGAAACCCCAAAACAAGAAACCUGGAAAUUUCCUUGAUUAGAAGAAUGAAUGAAAAGGACGAAUUUGGUAACAGAACUCAGGAAGAAUAUGAAGACGACUUUGAGAAAGACCUUGACUGGCUGAUUAACGAAGAAGGGAAAAGUGAAAAUGAGGACCCAGAAGGUGAGAAUGACAUUGAAUCACAAAUUGACAAAGAACUGGAAGAAGAAGAGGAGAAAACAAGGGGAGAGUUGCUGGAAAUCAAAAGUCUAAAUCCUGCAGAACCCGACCCCGGAGGGGCUGCGGAUGGAAACGGUGACCUCGGUGGAGGAGGAAGCCCACCUUCUCCGGCGGAGCCCUCAGAAGGCUUGUCAGACACAGACAGCGAGGGCUCCCACCAGCGGCUCAGGCCGGAAGAAGGAGUGGACGAGGACGAGCUGGACGAAGAGGCCAAGAAGUACAUCAUGGAGAAGAUCCAGCAGGCCAACCGGCAGCUGGAGGACGAGGAGCCCGCGGACGAGACCCGGGAGCGCAGGCUCAAGUUCAAAGACAAGCUGGUGGACCUCGUGGUCCCGCCUGCCGAUUACGAGGCAGGCAGAGACGGGGAGGGAGACGUCUCGGGGCCGAUGUCCAGGCUGCAGAUCUCGGAGAAGAUAGGCGGGGCCCGGGGCAGCCCCCGGGAGGGCAAGGUGCUGGUGGAAAAGGACGGGAAGUUCGACCUGGUGAGCCUGCGCGAGGUCGAGAGCCAGGGCCUGCUGCCCCCGCUGCCGUGUGCGAGCGGGGAGCCCGACGGGGGCUGGCAGACGUCCCCCCGGCCCCCCUCGGGCCACGGCGAGCCCUGCCCCGCUCACGGCUGGGCCGGCGGCUCCUCCCCCGAAGCCGGCCACGUCCCCAGGCCCCCCCCCGUCCCCAAGGCCCGCCCCAACUCCGCCGGCCACUCGCAGGGGAGGACGAGGAAGAGGACGGCGACCCGCAGGGCGCAGUCCGCCAGUAACCCCCCCGGGCACACCACCUACACCCUCUCUCCUGAACAGAAGGAGCUGCGGCUGAAGCUUGAGCAGCGGAGGGAGAGGCUCAGGAGAGAGGUUAUUUCUUUUGGAUCUUAUUUUAAGGAGGAAGCCAAGAAACGGGAGGAGGAGGAGCAGAAGAGGCAAGAGAACGAGUUGGCCUUCCGGGCCUGGCUGAUGCAAAAGAAGGAGCAGCUCCAGGAGCAGAGGCGAAUCGUCAGGGCUAAAGAGAUGGAAAGAAUGAACAACAGGCCAGAACACCCUGAUCCUCAGGAGGCGUUCAAGCUGUGGCUGAAGAGGAAGCAUGUGCAGCAGUUGAGAGAGAGGCAGAUGGAAGAAAUGAAAAGACUGGAAGAAGAAAGCACCUACUAUAUACAUGACAGGGAGGAGUGUGAAAGAGCCUUUAAACUGUGGCUGAAGAGGAAGAGGGCGGAGAAGCGCACAGAGAGGCUGGCUGCCAGGGAACGCUCGCGCCGGCUGGUGAUGGAGGCCAGGCGAGCUCAGCGCAAGCAGGACCUGCUGUGCACAAUCAGCGAGGCCAAGUCCUCCCGCUUCAUAGACAACUACGGCUAUCGCUUCUGACCUGCUCCCGCGGGCUGCCCGCACCCAGCCGGAAGGCUCACGCCUGGUGCCGGACGACGGAGGCGGAGGACGAAGGUGAGGAGCUACAUGACAUCCUCUCCCGCUGGCCCCUAUAUUUUGUUUUCGUCCAGGAUUGAAAAAAAAAAAUUAAUCGACUAAAGCUGAGGGUAUUAUGAUGAUCAAUUUGGAUCAUUGGACAAAUCCUGAUCAUUCGAGCAUCCAGAAGAGUGGAUUAGGUGAAGAAUGAAGUGACAUUUUACAAUACUUAGCAAAUAGUCUGACCUUCAUACUUUUUUUUUUACCCCAUCAAGACAUUCCUGUGGACAGAAGUUGCACAGAAGCUAAAAAAGAUACAUGAAAAUGUAUUUUAUAUAGUACAAUAAUGUAAUGAGCAGCAGUACUUAUGUAAUUAUUGCAGUGUAUUGUAUUUCUUAAUUUUGAUAUAUUUUGAUGCUGAAACAUCUAGAUGUUAAAAAAGGCAUUUACCUUUUCAUAUUAAAGGGGCAUUGCCGACUCAUUAGAAGUGGAGUUUUCCUAGGAAUAAAAUAAGUUUGUAUUAAAGCCAA